CCAUGCAGCAAACUCACCUUGAUCAUGAUAUCUCUCUGAAUUUCGAAACACGGAAAUUGAAGACCAAAAGAAGAUAUAUCAGUCUAGUAGAAAGUGCAGAUCAAAAUGGAAAGGAAAGAUCAAGAUCAGGCUAACGGAGAAGUGAGAAACAGUACUCAUGAGAAAACCACAGAAAAAGAUCAACAUGCUGGAAAAGAGAAGGAUGAUCAGGCCGAGACCCCGCUUCCUAUAAUGGCUUUGAAUCACGUAUCCAGACUAUGCAGAAAUGUGAAGGAAUCCGUUGAUUUCUACACCAAGGUUCUUGGGUUCGUCUUGAUUGAGCGUCCUCAAGCUUUUGACUUCGAUGGUGCUUGGCUGUUUAACUAUGGAGUUGGGAUUCACCUGUUGCAAUCCAAAUAUCACGAGGAUAGGCUACCUAAUGAUCAACCCGAUCAUCACGAUCACUUGGAUCCCAUGGACAACCACAUAUCAUGUCAGUGUGCAAACAUGGAAGAAAUGGAGCAAAAGCUGAAAGAUCUGGAUAUAAAGUAUGUGAAGAGGAGCGUGGAGGAGGAUGAAGAAAAGGGGACAGCCAUCGACCAACUCUUCUUCAAAGACCCAGAUGGGUUCAUGAUCGAAAUAUGUAAUUGUGAGAAUCUGAAGCUUGUUCCAGCUAGUUCCUUGGGUAAAAUAAAGCUUCCUUUUGAUAGGCACAAUCCACCUGUCGAAAUCAUGGAAAACCAGCAUAUAAAAUAAUAUCAUACAGUAAUUGGAAACGGACUUCGAUCGGCCAAUUUGUCAGUGAUGAUCAGAUACAUUAUAGGCUUUGAAAAUUUUUCUCUGCUGGAAAUUGUUGUGUCAGGCAUUUACCAAUUAUAUAUUGCAUGUACUAUAUAUUCCAUGACAAUCCUUUUCUCCAAAUCGUUGGUGUAUUAUCUAUAAGUAACGUCCUAGAUUAUGUUAAUCAAAUUCAAAAUAUAUAAUAUAUAUGGACUCCUUUCCAAA
Molecule: messenger RNA, 984 nt
Organism: Carya illinoinensis
Lineage: Eukaryota; Viridiplantae; Streptophyta; Magnoliopsida; Fagales; Juglandaceae
Product: lactoylglutathione lyase-like
Exons: 2
Coding region: 106-735 (209 amino acids)
Source: RefSeq, a predicted model, not a curated record